Messenger RNA from Colletotrichum costaricense, 237 nucleotides. RefSeq lists its product as uncharacterized. The record is from RefSeq and is a predicted model, not a curated record. The transcript has a single exon. The coding region runs from base 1 to 237 and encodes 78 amino acids. NCBI's taxonomy places the organism in Eukaryota, Fungi, Ascomycota, Sordariomycetes, Glomerellales, Glomerellaceae.
AUGUUGCUUUACUCGUCUCUCCACUAUUGUCGUCGUGCAGAGUACUCCGUACGCGGCAGUGAAGGAGACAUCUCAAUUUCUCAACAGGACGGCAACGGCACUGAGCAGCAGCACCACUUGUGGAGGACCGAAUCCAGGGUCAAGGUAUUCGUCCGGCGUAGCGAGGAGAACAAGCCUGGACCAGGGGUUGGGAAAGGGGACCACAAGUCUGCAGCAGCCGGGUGGGCCGCCGUGUAA